UUUAUUUAUCACAUUUAAUAUUUUAAUCAACACUCGUCACUCAUCAAUGUUUGCUCUCAAUCGAAAGUUACUGCAUUUUGUAUCUUUAGUACAAAUUAGCAAUAUAUCUAAGUGUAGUUAUCGAACAAGCAGUUAUAAUCCUAUAAGAUUUUCAGGUCCUAGAUUCAAAAUGUCCGAGGUUGAAAAAUCUGCAAUCGCUACACCUGGCGGUGAUACAAUUUUUGGUAAAAUUGUUAGGAAGGAAAUACCUUGUAAUUUCAUAUACGAAGACGAUCUUUGUGUUGCAUUUCAUGACAUCAAUUCUCAAGCACCUGUUCAUUUUUUGGUAAUACCUAAGAAACCAAUUGAAAUGUUAUCUGCCGCUGACAGCUCUGAUGAAACGUUACUUGGACACUUAAUGUUGGUUGCAAGCAAAGUAGCAAAAGAACAAGGAUUGAAUGACGGUUUUCGUUUGGUAGUUAAUAAUGGAAAGGAUGGGGCUCAAUCGGUCUAUCAUUUACAUUUGCAUGUCCUUGGUGGCCGUCAACUUGGAUGGCCUCCUGGCUAAUUUUUGUUAACACUCAAUUUAAUAUGUAUUAAAUUGUUAAUAUGUAUAAGCAAAUUAUUUAAUUAAACAAAAUGUCAUAUUAAAAAUAAACUGGGACAGAUAUAA
This is a messenger RNA of Metopolophium dirhodum (rose-grain aphid), 652 nucleotides long. RefSeq names its product adenosine 5'-monophosphoramidase HINT1 (gene HINT1). Gene Ontology annotation, molecular function: hydrolase activity. The record is from RefSeq and is a predicted model, not a curated record. The coding region runs from base 47 to 547 and encodes 166 amino acids. Lineage: Eukaryota; Metazoa; Arthropoda; Insecta; Hemiptera; Aphididae. Gene Ontology annotation, biological process: purine ribonucleotide catabolic process. The transcript has 3 exons. Gene Ontology annotation, cellular component: cytoplasm; nucleus.